AUAUCAAUGUUUUGCCACCUCUACUGUUUCUCCUAUUCGCACUUUUCACUAAAAAUUUAAUAAAUUAACACGAAACAUUUUGGAUUACCUGAAAUCCGCUGACACAGCAGAAAGCGACGGAAGAAGCGCCGAGUCGCCGAAGAGUGCACCUGGAUACCUGAAUACUACCUACACCGCCCGCAGUAGAGGCUAAACCGUAGACAUGUCUGCGCCGGUCAUUAUCGAGGCCACGGUCAAGCAGACCGCCACGCUGAUUUUCAUGCAUGGCCUUGGUGAUACGGGUCAUGGCUGGAGCAGCGCCCUGGCUGCCAUCCGACCACCCUUUAUGAAGGUCAUCUGCCCCACGGCGCCCACACAGCCCGUUUCGCUGAACGCCGGCUUCCGAAUGCCGUCGUGGUUCGAUCUGAAGACCCUCGACAUUGGUGGACCGGAGGAUGAGCCGGGCAUUCAGACUGCACGCGACAAUGUGCACGGAUUGAUACAUAAGGAGGUUUCGGCUGGUAUACCAGCGAACAGGAUUGUUUUGGGCGGAUUCUCGCAGGGAGGAGCUCUGGCGCUGUACUCGGCGCUGACGUACGACCAGCCGCUGGCCGGCGUGGUGGCAUUAUCCUGUUGGCUGCCGCUGCACAAGCAGUUCCCCGGUGCCAAGGUGAACAGCGAUGAUGUGCCGAUAUUCCAGGCGCACGGCGACUACGAUCCCGUGGUGCCGUACAAGUUCGGUCAGCUGAGCGCCAGCAUGCUCAAGUCGUUCAUGAAGAAUGUGACAUUCAAGACGUACAAUGGACUUUCGCAUUCGUCAUCGGACGAUGAGAUGGACGACGUCAAGGACAUAAUCAGUAAAUGGACACAUUGGGAGAGCCAGAACAUGGCUAGAAGGGCGCAAUGCUGCCAGAUAUCAUAGUAGCAUCCAAUGCGCUAGUGUAGUGAAGGUUCCUUCCACAAAACAAAGCUCCUCCUCACCUCCUAGUCAAGACGUCUCGAGCCGCACGAGAAUUGUAUUUUAGUGAUUAUUUUUAUAUAUACACAUACACACACACACAUUAACGAUGAACUUUGGCACCAUCCAAGGGUACCAUCCACGCAAGGCUGUCCUCUCACCUGGUGAAGUGACAAGAAACUGAUUCGCCAAAGCGAAUUGCCAAUAAAGUUAUUUGAUGCUCUCAA
Drosophila serrata is the source of this 1164-nucleotide messenger RNA. It is a transcript of the gene Apt1, whose product is annotated as Acyl-protein thioesterase 1. Gene Ontology annotation, molecular function: carboxylic ester hydrolase activity; palmitoyl-(protein) hydrolase activity. The record is from RefSeq and is a predicted model, not a curated record. Gene Ontology annotation, cellular component: cytoplasm. Gene Ontology annotation, biological process: protein depalmitoylation. Lineage: Eukaryota; Metazoa; Arthropoda; Insecta; Diptera; Drosophilidae.